This is a messenger RNA of Amphibalanus amphitrite, 1079 nucleotides long. RefSeq names its product cytochrome c oxidase subunit 4 isoform 1, mitochondrial-like. Gene Ontology annotation, biological process: mitochondrial electron transport, cytochrome c to oxygen. NCBI's taxonomy places the organism in Eukaryota, Metazoa, Arthropoda, Thecostraca, Balanomorpha, Balanidae. The transcript has 4 exons. Bases 75 to 749 code for a protein of 224 amino acids. The record is from RefSeq and is a predicted model, not a curated record.
AUGGUUCAUCUUGCUCGAAAAUGGAUGUUUUUAAUUUAUUUGUCUUAUUGUUGGCUUUUGAAUGCUGAAAACUCAUGUUUCAGCUGGCGAGCGUCGAGCACCUUGACCUCAACAUGAACUGGAGCCUGAUAAAUAUCAAUAUUGGCUUGGACCUUGCUUGUAAACUAUUCUAUGUCACGAUGGCCAGCUUCGCCGUGGGCUCGGUGGUGCGCCGCUGCGGGCGGCUGGCCGGCGGCGCGGCGCGUCUCAGCACCUCGGCGCGCGCGCUCGGCGGAGACGGCAUGCCGGCCAUCAUCGAGCGUCACGGCAAGCGUGAGGUGAUCGGCUACGGGUACAACGGGCAGCCCAACUACAUCGACCGCGUCGACUACCCGAUCCCGGCCGUCCGCUUCAAGGAGGAGACGCCCCAGAUCAAGGCGCUGCGUGAGAAGGAGAAGGGUGACUGGAAGAACCUCACCAAGGAGGAGGUGCAGGAGCUGUACCGCGCCACCUUCUGCCGCACGUUCGCCGAGAUCCAGGCGCCCACCGGCGAGUGGAAGCUGGCGCUCGGCGGCACCCUGAUCGCCUGCUCGCUAGCCAUCUGGGUCUACAUCUGGAUGAAGCUCUUCGUGUACGACAAGAUGCCCGCCACCAUCACCGACCCGCAGCGCGUCGAGGCGCAGGUGCAGCGCAUGAUCGACCUGCGCAUGAACCCCGUCCAGGGCGUGGCUUCCAACUGGGACUACGAGAAGGGACAGUGGAAGAACUAGGCGCCCGGACGGUGGCGGUACGGGUGGCCUCCGGGCGACGGCUGUGAUAGGACGACGGGUAGCGGAGGAGCGGGGAGAGGUCGCCCGGAGCGGAGCGGCGAGGUUGGUAGUUUGUAGCCAAGAGCCCGCCCGGUCCCAGACCGGCGAGGCCUGUAGUUGAUGGUACUUAAUCAGAUUCCCUUUUGAGCCUUUUUCAGACAGGGUGUUUGCGGCUGUGCAUCGCUUGGUGGAAGCGCGGGGCUGUGAAGCGUCUGAGACGAGUGGGGCAAGAAGGCGCCCAGUAUUUUGCUACUUAAAAGCUUUCGAAAAUACAUUUGAUCCAAGAUCGCA